CGUCAGGCCCACAGAAAAAGCGAAGCGGAUAGAGCUGAGCGACCCCCUCCCUAGCAGACUGCAGAGAGCCGAAGGCAGCGAGGAGGGAGAAGCAGCCGCGAGGUUGGUAGACCACGCCGCACGCCAACCCGGACCCCGCCGGCCGCGACCAGCAUUUCCCCUCGCCUAGCCGCCGGAGAGUACCUCCAGCCCCUGCUCCGUUGGACCAGGCGCUAGCAGGGCCGGGAUGGCGAGCGGGGCCGUCGCGCCGCCCCCGCCGCCGCUGGCCGGCGGGCGGCGCGGCUUCGGUGGCCGGGGAGUCCUCCUCCGCCGGCGCCUCGCCGCCACGCCGAUGAAAGAUGAACCCGUGGUUUCUACAAACGGUGGAGAAGAGGAAAUGAUUGCCCAUAGUGUUAAUGUUGCCAGAAAAGCAUCCAUCCCUGGGGUUUCAUCAAGCUUAUCCAAUAGGACAGCAGUGACGCCAACACCUUUGCAUCCAGCAGAACCAUCCGAUCUCCGUUUCAAUCGUCUUCGACCCCCGACUGAGAAAAGUGAUUGCAAAUACACAAGAUAUUUUGGUCGUUAUGUUGCUCGGGAGGCUAUAGUGGAUGAGGAAUACUGGAUUGCCGCAUGGUUGAGAGCAGAAGAUCACUAUGAAGAUCAGUCAGGCGAUCGCUAUGUUGAAAGCUUCAAAAGAAAGUUUGCAUCACAGGAAUUUCAUGCUUUAAAGAAACGGUGUAGCAGGCAGGUUGGAGAGAAGUAUACAUGUUUUGUUGCGGUAAAGAAUGAUGACGUUACACGUACUGUGCUGAAUAGUGUUGUUGGUACGGUAGAUCUGUGUGUCAGGCAUCCUCUAUAUGGGGAGACAUAUCCCGCGGAGCCUGGAAACAUGCCAUUUUACUCUAGAAUCUAUCAGCCAGAUCAGCCAAAAUUUGGAUAUUUAACCAACGUUUGUGUUGCUAAGUAUGCACGGCGUCAAGGGAUUGCCAGCAACAUGUUGUUAUUGGCCAUUGAUGCCGCAAGACUCGAUGGUGCUGAAAGUAUUUAUAUUCAUGUACAUAAGGAUAACUUGCCAGCUCGGAGGCUCUAUGAUCAUAUAGGAUUCAAGAUGGUUGACAUGGAUGGCGCUCGCCAGUCAUCAGAUCUGUGCUUACUCUCCUUCAGUUCCAAUCACUAGGCUAGUUAACAGGGGACUUGUUCAAAUAUCCUUUGUGCAGGUGAACGUAUGCCAUCAGUCCUCUUGAUUUAGAAAAAGCAGGACGGUGUCGGUGAAUACAUUUUACUAUCUUGCACAUGAUAAAAACUUGUAAAGUUCAAAAUACUUGGGACCGGUGACUGGAAUGUUGUUGAUGUGUGUGGGGGCUUUUCAUCUGAAUGCUUCAAUAUUUUUUGUUACUGUA
This is a messenger RNA of Hordeum vulgare subsp. vulgare (domesticated barley), 1379 nucleotides long. RefSeq lists its product as uncharacterized. NCBI's taxonomy places the organism in Eukaryota, Viridiplantae, Streptophyta, Magnoliopsida, Poales, Poaceae. Gene Ontology annotation, molecular function: acyltransferase activity, transferring groups other than amino-acyl groups. The record is from RefSeq and is a predicted model, not a curated record. The transcript is spliced from 9 exons. Bases 227 to 1156 code for a protein of 309 amino acids.